AUGUCCCCAGCAGAGGAACAGACCCCCAGCAAGGGGAGCGACCGCGAACCCGCAGAUCUCGCUCAGGUAUAUCAACCCGCCGCUUUCCCCCCUUCCGUCGCAUACCGCGAACUGGUAAAGGGCGAACAGGCCGCCACGGCUCUGGAGGCGAACCUGACUAAUCUCGAGUCCAAGCUCGAUGCCAUGCUGGCGGCGUUGGAGGAGAAGGCCAGUGGUGCCGAGGGCAAGGCACAGGGUGACGGAGAGAGUGGCAAGUAG
Messenger RNA from Metarhizium brunneum ARSEF 3297, 258 nucleotides. The record is from RefSeq and is a predicted model, not a curated record. Lineage: Eukaryota; Fungi; Ascomycota; Sordariomycetes; Hypocreales; Clavicipitaceae.